Otolemur garnettii (small-eared galago) is the source of this 1167-nucleotide messenger RNA. RefSeq names its product trophoblast glycoprotein like (gene TPBGL). Lineage: Eukaryota; Metazoa; Chordata; Mammalia; Primates; Galagidae. Bases 1 to 1167 code for a protein of 388 amino acids. Gene Ontology annotation, cellular component: plasma membrane. Gene Ontology annotation, molecular function: protein binding. The transcript has a single exon. Gene Ontology annotation, biological process: negative regulation of canonical Wnt signaling pathway. The record is from RefSeq and is a predicted model, not a curated record.
AUGGCCCCGCGCGCGGGACAGCCGGAGCUCCGGGGACCGCUGCUGCCGGGGCUGCUGCUCGUGGCGGCGGCGCUGAGCCCGCCCGCUGCACCCUGUCCCUUCCAGUGCUACUGCUUCGUCGGCCCCACGCUUCUGUUGCGUUGCGCGUCGGGCGCGGAACUCAGGCAGCCGCCGCGGGACGUGCCGCCCGAAGCGCGCAACCUCACCAUCGUGGGCGCCAACCUUACUGUGCUGCGCGCGGCCGCCUUCGCCGGCGGGGACGCGGAUGGGGAGGAGGCGGCGGUGGCCGUGCGCCUGCCGCUGCUGACCGCGCUGCGCCUCACGCACAAUAACAUCGAGGUGGUUGAGGACGGCGCCUUCGACGGGCUGCCCAGCCUGGCAACGCUCGACCUGAGCCACAACCCGCUGCGCGCCCUGGGCGGCAGCGCCUUCCGCGGGCUGCCUGCGCUGCGAUCUCUGCAACUCAACCACGCGCUGGCGCGGGGCGGCCCCGUGCUGCUGGACUCACUGGACGCGGCGCUCGCCCCACUGGACGAGCUGCGCCUCUUGGGCCUGGCGGGCAACGGGCUGAGUCGCCUGCCGCCCGCCGCGCUGCGCCUGGCGCGCCUGGAGCAGCUGGAUGCUCGCCUUAACGCGCUGGCCGGCCUGGGCCCCGACGAGCUGCGCGCGCUCGGGCGCUCGGACGACCUCCCCGGGCCGCGCCUGCUGCUAGCCGACAACCCCCUGCGCUGCGGCUGCGCCGUGCGCCCCCUGCUGGCCUGGCUGCGUAACGCCACGGAGCGCGUACCCGACGCGCGGCGCCUCCGCUGCGCCGCGCCGCGGACGCUGCACAACUGGCCUCUGCUGGACCUGGACGAGGCGCGGCUGCGCUGCGCUGACCGCAACGUCGAUGGUCGCGGGGAAGAAGCGGAAGCUGCCGGCCCGGAACUAGAGGCCUCCUACGUUUUCUUCGGGCUGGUGCUGGCGCUCAUCGGCCUCAUCUUCCUCAUGGUGCUCUACCUAAAUCGCCGCGGCAUCCAGCGCUGGAUGCGCAACUUGCGCGAGGCCUGCCGGGACCAGAUGGAGGGCUACCAUUACCGCUACGAGCAGGACGCCGACCCGCGCCGCGCGCCCGCCCCGGCCGCGUCCGCCGGCUCCCGCGCCACGUCCCCUGGCUCCGGCCUCUGA